AUGGAUUCUGGUCCAGCGAAUGUCAGCAACUCACAAACCAUCUCUUAUGUUGCUGAUACAGAGAGGGAAAUCCCGCAAAUUCCUUUAAAUCCUUUAGAACUUCUGAAUCAGUAUGCUCCAAAGGUGAAGCGUCUGAGAGUGGAAGAUUCCAGUGAGAAAAAAUCUGAUCCUCCACCUAAUCCUGCUAGUUCUGGUCACGGUCAAGCAAUCCCAGCUGCCAGCAUCAUCAAGAUGGCAAAAGCUCGACUCCUUCAGUUAAAUUCCCAAAAGGCCGAUAUUGUUUCCUACGCUUCGACUUCUUUUGGUGCUCAAUGUGGGCUCCCUUCUGCUGCUGCUGAAGACUUCGAGCUUGCACUGCGACUUCUAGCUGCUGCUGAAAAGGUGGCCAAGCAACAGUUUGUUUAUGCAAGAAAGCUGCUCAGCUUGUGCGAAAGCAGCGUUUCUCAAAGCGGUAAUCCUAUUCAAAGAGUUGCUUACUAUUUUGCUGAUGCUCUGCAAGAAAAGAUUGAUAAAGAGUGGGGACUAGUUUCAUCCGAAGAAAUGGAAAGAAUAAGAAAGGGGCCAACUGAUGUGGAGCAAACCAUGAUUAGAUUGCGACCCGAAAUGACGAGAUGUCAACAAGAAAUCCCUUUUUGUCUAUACACUCAAUUCACUGCAAUUCAAUCCAUUCUGGAUUGCGUGGCAUCGGCAAAAAGGGUUCAUCUAAUAGAUUUUGGAAUUGAUAAUGGCUCACACUGGACAUUGAUCAUGCAAGCAUUUUCUGUCAGAUUCGAAUGCCCUCUCGAACAUCUCAAGAUUACAGCAGUUGGGGCCUCUAAGCAGAUGAUGGAAGACACAGGUAAGUGGCUAUCCUCUUUCGCCGAGACCAUCAGUUUACCGUUUUCAUUCAGCAUUAUUGUAUCAGAGAUGGAGGAUCUCAAGGAAGGUCGGUUUGGAUUAGAAGCUGACGACACUCUGGCAGUUUACUUGGGGUUGCGACUUUGGACUCUGUUACCGUGGCCUAAUCAAUUGGACAAGUUUAUCAAAUUGAUUAGAAACCUCAACCCCCGUCUAAUUGUAGUUAACGAAAUGGAAGCGAGCAUAAAUUCACCAGACUUCCUUAAACGAUUUAACGAAUCAAUUCAUGUUUUUAGUGCAAUUUUUGAUUGCAUCAAUUCUUGCAUGUACCACAGAGUCAUGUUCAGGAAGCUGAAUGAAGAAGUUAUCUUUCCUGGGAUGAUCCGAAACAUUGUCAUAGCUGAGGGUAUUGAGUGGAUUCAGAGGUAUGAAAAGAUAAGUUUCUGGAGGGCCCUUUUCGGAAAGUUUGGCAUUGUGGAAACAGGCAUGAGCCGGCCUCCGCCAGAUCAAGAAAUCUUGUUCCUCAGAAGUUCAGACCGGUUGACUUCUUGCACCGUGGAAUUGGACGGGAAAUGUCUGCUCCUGGGGUGGAAGGGUUCAGCAAUUCAGUCUGUUUCUGCCUGGAAGAUCAAGCAGGACGACUGA
Molecule: messenger RNA, 1482 nt
Organism: Coffea arabica (coffee)
Lineage: Eukaryota; Viridiplantae; Streptophyta; Magnoliopsida; Gentianales; Rubiaceae
Product: GRAS family protein RAM1-like
Source: RefSeq, a predicted model, not a curated record